Messenger RNA from Astrephomene gubernaculifera, 346 nucleotides. The record is from the annotation of a GenBank genome assembly. Lineage: Eukaryota; Viridiplantae; Chlorophyta; Chlorophyceae; Chlamydomonadales; Astrephomenaceae.
UGGGGAGGGGCGCUUCGCGGCGGUUUGCGCCAACACCGGCACAUGCGGGUUCAGGCUGUCCCUGCCCCGUGCGGUGUCGGAGGCCUCGCCCACCCCGCAGCCCUGCGGCAGCUGCGCCCUCACGGUGGGGGCGGGGCCGCUCAUGUGCGUGGCUCUGCGCUUCCGAAUGGGGCUGCUGCCGCCGGGGGUACUGCAGGAGCCCAACCUCACGGGCUGUCUCAUCUGCGACCCGCGGAUCAAGGAAGUGAUGGAGGCGUGCGGUGUAGGCACUGGCGGCGGAGGAACCGGCGGAGGCGGCGGAGGCGCGCGGGCAAGAGGUGCCGCCGGCGCUGCCGUACGCAACGGC